AACACAAUUGCCACCCUCCCGCUGAUCACUAACGACACUGUAUAGAUGCAUGUCCACUUUUUAUGGUUUGCCCAUCUUGUUCUGCCGCAGUGUAACCUGCUCAUCAGCCCGCUGAUUUCUUCAUCCCCCCUUAAUUAUCUUUCCACCGCACUUGUGUCACAUUCCCUUUCUUCACCAUGACACUGACAAGGCCCCCUACCGAGGUGGCCAUCAUUGGAGGAGGCCUGGCCGGCUUGACUCUUGCGCUCGCGCUGCAUCGGCUCAAGAUAUCGUCCACAGUCUAUGAAGCACGCUCUGAGGAUCACAAUCCGGGCGGAGGGCUCAUGCUCUCGCCAAAUGCUUUGCGCGCCCUCGACAGUAUUGGAGUGUAUGAGCGUCUACGCGACAAGGCGCUGGAGUUUGACAAGCUUUACUUCAAGAACGACAGGGAUGAGACGACAGACAUCUACUAUUUUGGCUCCAAGGCCAUGUACGGCUAUCAGGCUCUCCGUAUUAUGCGUAAGGACCUUCUAGGCGAGCUAUUGGCCAUAUUGCGGGAACGCAGUAUCCCAGUCCAUUUCAACAGUGCGUUGGCCACUGUCAACUCUGACAGCCCUGACAACGACGUCGAGUUCACCUUCACCAAUGGCCAAACCGCUUCAGCCUCACUCUUGGUUGGCGCUGACGGCAUUCACUCGACGGUGCGUUCAACCUUUUUGCCCGAGGUGAAGACCAAGUAUGCAGGCAUCCUGGGCAUCAACUGCGUUGUACAGCGGUCACAGCUCCGUAUACCCGACGAUUACGGCUUGCCCGCAAUCGCCAUGGGCAAGCCAGGAGGGUUUCUGCUUGUCCCACAGAAGCCCGAUGGCUCUGAGCUCUAUGUCGGGGCGCAGCGGAUGUUUACAGAGCUUGAUGAUGCUGGCUGGAAUGAUCUACGCAAAGAUAAACAGAAGCUCUAUAAAAUGAUCCAUGAAAAUCAGGCUGAUUGGCCGGAUAUUGUACAAUCAGCGCUUGAGGCCAUGCCUGUAGAUAGGAUGGGGUUUUGGGCCUUUUACAGCCUUCCGCCGUUGUCGUCUUGGCUCUCUGAAUCAAAAAACAUCAUUUUAGUCGGUGAUGCAGCUCACGCUAUACCACCUACGGUCGGUCAGGGGGCUAACCAGGCCAUAGAGGAUGUUUAUGCCCUAGCAUUGCUUCUCUCAAAGCUGUCGCCUGAGGUUCCCCUGGACAACGGCGCUGCGCUAUGGCAGUUCUAUCGCCAGGAGCGCGUCCAAAAGAUCCUUGACCUAACGCAGCAGAUGAACGCAAAACGGCUGCCUGCUUCAGAAAAGGCCAAGCUGCCUCCGGGUGCUAUCUGGACCGAUUCGUCGUCGACACGCGGAGAUGGGGGCGAGCUGCGUUGGUUGUACAACCCAGAUCUGUCCGAAGAGGUUGAGAGGUGGGCACAGGAGCUCAAGCAAAAGGCUGCCUUGCAGGCUUAGAAUGGCACAGUGGGAAAGGCAGCAACGACAAAAAUUACACAGCGAUGUCAGGGAAUACAAUUUGGCUAUGCUUGCCAAGUGCUCACCAUGCCGCCCAAUGAUACAUAAUAUUGUUACCCAACAAUAAUCAAUGCAUGACGAGAAUGCCCUGAAUGCGGCCGAAGUUGCAUUUUGGCCCCCAUCUGAAAGGAAGUCGAAAGUUAAGUCCCUUUUAGAGACAGUUAGAACCUGGAGGUGACGGGCCCAGGUGUUUGCAUGGUGCCAUUCUUCCUCGUCGUAUUUCGUGCCGCCAAUGAUACCUCCAGGUCUCCAGACUGUGACAUCUCGAUAGCCCGUGGCAGCGUGCGUGAUGCUGUUGUCUAGAACAUAAAACGGAACCCCGCAUUGUACUACUCAUCAUAUUCAUCAUCUUCUUCUUCUUCUCCCGAUUCUAUGACAAUGUUAACAUUGGCUGGGAGCCGAGCCUCUAACUCGCCGACGAACGUGCCGCCCACAAGCAUGCGAAAGAAACGAAUUGCCUGCGACAAUUGCCAUUUCUCAAAGGUCCGCUGCACGGGCGAAAGUUCAGGGUGCCAGCGCUGUGAGCGCGGCCGUAAGACAUGCCACUACAGC
This is a messenger RNA of Cryphonectria parasitica EP155, 2069 nucleotides long. RefSeq lists its product as uncharacterized. The record is from RefSeq and is a predicted model, not a curated record. Gene Ontology annotation, molecular function: monooxygenase activity; FAD binding. Bases 177 to 1457 code for a protein of 426 amino acids. The transcript has 4 exons. NCBI's taxonomy places the organism in Eukaryota, Fungi, Ascomycota, Sordariomycetes, Diaporthales, Cryphonectriaceae.